Pungitius pungitius (ninespine stickleback) is the source of this 2720-nucleotide messenger RNA. It is a transcript of the gene rpa1, whose product is annotated as replication protein A1. NCBI's taxonomy places the organism in Eukaryota, Metazoa, Chordata, Actinopteri, Perciformes, Gasterosteidae. The record is from RefSeq and is a predicted model, not a curated record. The transcript has 17 exons. Bases 271 to 2070 code for a protein of 599 amino acids. Gene Ontology annotation, molecular function: damaged DNA binding; single-stranded telomeric DNA binding. Gene Ontology annotation, cellular component: nucleus; DNA replication factor A complex. Gene Ontology annotation, biological process: telomere maintenance via telomerase; double-strand break repair via homologous recombination; DNA replication.
AUGUCAACCGCUGACAUUCGUGCUGCUUUUCUCCGGUCGGUUUCAUGUCUUUACGAAGUCGACGUAUUUACGUUGACGACGGACUGCAAACUGCGCAGAGAUCCGUAAACGGAAACGGAAGCUGGCGAAGCUUCGCGCGUUCGUCCAAGACUUUGGCGCCAACGACACAACGGAACGAGCACUGCCACUGUCACGAGCCUCCGGUCGACUAUCUAGCAAACAUUUGACCAAAGUCAUAUUUUUCUGCAACUUGUUUCCUUUCUCUUGGACAUGGCGAAGCUUUCAGAGGGUGCGAUACAGGCUCUAUCAAAGGGCGACUCUGUUGCCGACGCAGUGCUUCAGUUGGUGAAUAUUCGCAAGAUUGAUAGUGGAAACGGUGCGAUCCGGUUUCGGGUGAUGAUGAGUGAUGGGCUGCACAGCAUGUCCUCCUUCAUGCUCUCAACGCAGCUGAACUUCAUGGCUGAGGAGAACGUAUUGGCCCCUAACUGCAUCUGUAUUCUGAAGAAGCAUGUGACUAAUAUACUGAAGGAUAAACGACGGGUGGUGGUCAUUUUGGAAAUUGAAGUCAUCAAGCCUGCUCAAAUGGUUUCUGGAAGAAUAGGUGAUCCUAUUCCCCUCACCGAGGGUACAAAAGUCCAGCAGUCUGCACCAAUCCCUGAAAACCGCCAACCACUACAGCAGCAGCAGAAUAAAAAUGAAGGGCUCAAAGGGUUCACUAGAGACUUUGGGAAGAAGACCCCGUCUGCUAUGCCCAGUACUCCAGGGGGCAGCUCUAAAGUUGUGCCCAUUGCCAGCCUCAACCCCUAUCAGUCCAAGUGGACCAUCCGAGCCCGCGUGACCAACAAGACCAGCAUCCGCACGUGGAGCAACUCUCGUGGAGAUGGAAAACUCUUCUCCAUGGAGAUUCUGGAUGAGAGUGGGGAGAUCAGAGUGACCGGUUUUAACCAAGAAGUGGACAAGUUCUUUAGCCUCGUGGAUGUUGGAAAGGUCUACUACAUCUCCAAGGGCUCCCUGAAGAUCGCCAACAAGCAGUACACAUCAGUGAAGAACGACUACGAGAUGUCUCUCAACGGGGAGUCCACCAUCAUCCCCUGUGACGACGCCGUCGACGUCCCUGUGAUACAGUGCGACUUCGUCUCUAUUGGGGACCUGGAGAACCGAGAAAAGGAUUCCAUCAUUGAUGUGAUAGGGGUGUGCAAGAGUGUGGAUGAAGUGACCCGCCUCACCACCAAGUCAAACAAGGAGGUGUCCAAGAGGACGGUCAACUUGAUAGACAUGUCCGGGAAGCUGGUGACUGUCACGCUGUGGGGAGACGAAGCAGAAAAGUUUGACGGCUCGGGACAGCCCAUUUUAGCCAUAAAGGCGGCGAAGCUCUCUGACUUUGGGGGCCGCUCCAUCUCCGCAUCCUUCAGCAGCACCCUGAUGAUCAACCCAGACAUCCCAGAGGCAUAUAAGCUCAGAAGCUGGUAUGACAAGGAGGGCCACGCCAUGGACGGACAGUCUCUGACCGAGGUGAGAGGCAGCGGGGGAGGAAUCACCAACUGGAAGACCCUGUCUGACGUUAAGACGGAGCACCUGGGACACGGAGACAAGGCGGACUACUACACCUGCAUAGCUACCAUAGUAUACCUGCGCAAGGAGAACUGCCUCUACCAGGCCUGUCCCAGCCAAGACUGCAACAAGAAGGUGGUCGACCAGCACAACGGCAUGUUCCGCUGUGAGAAGUGUGACAAAGAGUUCCCCAACUUCAAGUACCGCCUCAUCCUUUCUGCUAACGUUGCAGAUUACGCAGACAACCAGUGGGUGACUUGCUUCCAGGAGAGUGCAGAGGCCAUUCUCGGCCAGAAUGCAGCUUACCUGGGGCAGCUCAAGGACUCGAACGAAACUGCCUUUGACGAGAUCUUCCAACAAGCCAACUUCAACACAUUUGUCUUCCGCAGCAGAGUGAAGCUAGAAACGUAUAACGAUGAAUCCAGGAUCAAAGCUACCGUGAUGGAAGUGAAGCCUGUUGACCAUAAGGAGUACAGCCUGAGGUUGAUCUCCAACAUAAGGAAGCUGGCUGCACAGUAGGAACUUGGCAUCCAUGAAAAGUAUUGUUGACUUUGCAAGCUUUUUGUUUCUUUCUUAUUUUGUCAACGUCGGCUCCAAAUGUCUCGUUUUGCUCACGAAUCAAUUGUGAUUUUUUUUUUCUCUGCUUCCCUGUAGAAUAAAAUGUCCUUAAAGUACUUAUGACUGUUCACCCUUCCUUUGUUGAAUGAUGAUUGCUGGCCUGAGACUUUUUUGUUUAGUGAACACAUGCUGUUUUCUUUGUUAUUUUGGGAAGCAGAGAGUGGGUUAGGUAAGCGGGGGGAAAAAAAAUCAGAACGGUCCAUCUUUAGUCAGCCAGUUAUUCUUUUGACUGGUGACGUUGGGCUGCUUUAAGCAGGAGACCAGUACAGUAGCUACAUCUCCCUUCACUUCACGUGACGCGCUCUCAAAACAGCGAGGCUGGACCUGCAAAUCCCUGAUAAGGCCGCUUACUCUCCCACUCCUUUGUGCUUUGUCCCUCACAUAACUUGCAGACAUAAGCACAUAAAUGCACACAUUCCUUAGUGAGGAAUGUGCUGUAGUCUAUUUGAGAAACAAGGUUUUCUUUUCUUUUUUUGUUGCAUUUAACUGUUUUGUCUGUUCUGUAAUUGUUUUUCUUUUGAUAGGUGUGAGAAUAAAUAUAUUAUCAAAUU